Messenger RNA from Exophiala spinifera, 5010 nucleotides. RefSeq lists its product as uncharacterized. The transcript has a single exon. The coding region runs from base 1 to 5010 and encodes 1669 amino acids. The record is from RefSeq and is a predicted model, not a curated record. Gene Ontology annotation, biological process: Golgi to endosome transport. Lineage: Eukaryota; Fungi; Ascomycota; Eurotiomycetes; Chaetothyriales; Herpotrichiellaceae. Gene Ontology annotation, cellular component: endosome; trans-Golgi network.
AUGGCGAGCGUUUCCAAAGCUGUUCGCCGCUACCAGGCUGGCGUUGAGAGAGCGUUAGGACUGUUCGACGCGUCAAACGAAUGGGCAGAUUAUAUUUCAUUUCUCAGUCGACUUGGAAAAGCACUCCAAGCAUCGCCGCCUGAUACCGAUGUGCCAUUCAAAUCACAGCUGGCAAAAUAUUUGGCACUUUGUUUGAAACCGUCAUUGCCGUCCGGUGUACACCAGAAAGCCUUAGAAGUCUAUAACCUAGUCUUCACUCUUCUGGGAAGAGAGGGCCUUUCUCGAGAUCUUUCGAUAUGGCUUCCCGGAAUUUCUCAUACGCUCACAUUUGCUUCGCUGACCACAAGGCCAUUGUUCCUCGCGCUCUAUGACGAUCAUCUGCUGCAUUUGCCCAGCCAUGUUCUGCGGCCAGCGUUAAGAGCCACUAUCUUGUCCCUCCUGCCUGGGAUUGAAGAAGAGAACAGCGAAGAUUUCGACCGUACCUUCAGCACCAUCAAUCGCCUGAGGCAAAUCUUUGCGGACGACAAUUCGGAAGCGUUCUUUUGGCAAAGUCUGUUCCUGGCUUCAAUGACGAGUGUGACCAAAAGGCCAGGGGCGCUAGUCUAUUUGACUAAACAGCUUCCAAACAUGGGCCCCGGUAUGGCCCAAGUCUCUUCACUGGCAAAUUCAAAUGGUGAUCCGCCUGCAGAAAUUGAACCCCAAAUCAAAGCAGUCACAACUCCUGAACCUGGCUUGCUUAUUCGCUGCUUUGCGACCGGUCUCCAAGAUGACCAGCCUCUGGUGCAGAGGGGCUUUCUAGAUCUGCUGGUCUCGCAUUUACCGCUCAAUGCGCCUCUGUUGCAGCACCAUGUUUCACCAAAAGAUUUGGAUGUCCUUGUAACUUCAGCCAUGUCUGUUGUACUAAAGCGGGAUAUGAGUCUGAACCGGCGCUUAUGGACCUGGUUUGUCGGCAGGGAAGAUAAGCGUGAAGGAUCUACGGAUGUCGCCCAACCUCUCACGGACGACCCGCCUUCAAAGACAAACAGAAAUGUUAGGACAUCAAGCCGGCAUGAGUACUUUUCCGCAUAUGGGCUGGACUCGGUGGUGAGAAGUCUUGAGAAGCUCCUGAAGAAGCAAUCUCUACAUCCUAUCGAGAGAGCACGCCCCUUUCGGAUAAUGCUUUCCUUGAUGGAUCGCUGGGUGAUAGGCAAAUUGCCCGUGGAAGCUUUGUUCAUACCAGCAAUGCAGGACCUACAACAAUAUCAGAGAUCAGCUCCCUCGCAGACAUCCUUUGACGAAGUCUUCCGAAGCGCGAACGUCUUCUUUGACGCAACAGAACCUCAACUUGUGACGAGUCAAUUGUUCCGCUUGCUUGAGAAGAGAGAUUUUGAACUGAUCGAAUUCAUAAUCUCAAAUUUUAAUUUGCAGGAAGAAGAAAUGGUGAUAAUUCAUCUGCCGAUGCUUUGUCUAGCAAUAUCUGAAAUGCUGGCUGUCAGCACCAGCUCUCCCUUGACCGAUAAUGGACAUCAAAAACCAGAUCAUGUCUAUGAACAAUCGCUAUCGAGGCUUCUAGAAGCACUGAUCAGCCUUCUUCCAUCGAAAACAACCGAAGUGGGUGGUGAAACAAUACAAGAACCUUCAGGAGAAAAUUGGAUGAAGAAGCUCAAUGAAGUCUACAGCAAUUCCUCUUCUGUAAAGAAGGCCCUCGUCGACGCUAUUGAGCCUGCCCUUGCUGAUCAGCUUCUCCUCCGCAAUUUGAGUCUGGCUCUUCUGCAAUGUCUACGCGCGGAGUCUCGCAAGAGCUUGAUAGGAUCACUUGUUAACAGUUUAACGAAGGUUAUAUCUAGGAGCAGCAAUCUCGAAGCCUUGGGUCGUCUCGAUCUUGGCAAAAAGCUUUAUGAAAGCCUUUUCUCUCAUUCUAAGACAACGACAGCUAGCGAGUACGAAACCACCCGAGCUGUUACGAGGAUCAUGGAUGCCCUCUUUGCAUUCGAUGCCAACAAGAAAGUCCUCGCGAAUCAACACCUCUUGCUUUUGAUUCCUGCUCUUGUCCAUCGUCUUUGGGAGGUUCUGCUUCCUUCCACUCCUCAAUUCCAUGUCGAGGCUGUCGAGCACCUAUGGAACCUGCGCAUGAUUUCUGGGGAACUGCUAUUAGUUGACAGUAAGAUAAUGGAUCUCAUGUGCGAACAACCAACUAUAAGUCCGCUUGCUGAUCAAGUCGCACGAUUCUCGACCCUUUGGAUGCACACAAGAUUUCCCCACGUCAAUGCCGAGCUCUUCUCUGCGUCUCAUCGCAUUGAGGAGGACGAUGUUCCCUGGGCGAUGCUCCGACAACCUGUAUUACAUGUAAUAGACAAGUUUGAGGUUUCAGACCGUGAUGACCCUCGACGGCUAUGGCUAAAUAACCUUCCGACAAUUCUUCCCGUCUUCCGAAUCCUUUUCAGCGAAUAUGCGAGUGCCACAGACAAGCAGCUUUCAUUACUUGGCCUCCAUCGACUUCAAAAACUCAUAUUGUUUGCACACAUGUCCGGAACCCACCAAAGAGAACUCUUCGGUCCUGAUGGAUCUGCAAGCAUGCUUCUCGACAUGUGCAUCGAGAAUAUUGCUAACGACCAAAACGAUAAAGAGACUAUAAAGAUGACACUAUCGAUUCUGCGUAUCCUGGUUGAAAAGACCGACAUCCGCGACGCACACGAUCUGGUCACCCUGCUGCUGCGACGGUUAGUCAAUGCUGAAGCCGAGGAUGCCACGCAAGAAGACCUUUUGGAUACCUUGCAAACGAUCUUCGCAAAGCCAAAUCUUGGUCCGCCCCCAAACGAGCUUAUGCACAUCCUUAUCUCGGGCAUAUCCUCAAAGAAGGUCGACUCGCACAUCGAUAAAUGGAUUACACUUUUACGCAAUAUCUUACCACUUUACACAACCCAGUACUUGUUGGCGAAUAUGCUGAAGCUUACUGCUUGCUUCUGUCAACGCAUCAAGUCAUAUUUUGGCACAAUUCAGCAGCUAUGUGAGAAAUGUGAAUCGUCGGAUCCUGUCGACAAUGAUGCCGAUAUAGCGGUUGCUAAAUACCCCGAAAGAUCGAUCAACAACCUCCUGUCAGGACUUGAAUUCAUCCUUGCGAGGGCGCAUACGCAUCUAUCUGAUCGUCCUACAAGCUCCGAUGGUUCAAUCAACAGUUCUAUCGAGAUUGCGCAGUCUCGGGCAGGCGCCAACAACCGGUUGACUGUUAUAUUGUGUAUGCAAGAUACGAUUAAACUUUGUGGCGACAUCUGGGCUUGGAGGAUUCUCAGACAUUCCUCUGGUGCAGUGGUUGACACAAAGUCGUUUGUAUAUCUUUCAUCUAGGUUACGAACGAGAACAAGACGACUUCUAGAACACCUAUCGGAUGCAGAACCACAAGAAUGCCUUGAGACGCUGAUGGGUAUGUGGGUAGAAGGUACUCGUCGGAACACCGAGCAAGAUGCUACCAUGAGCUUGAUGCAGAGUCUUGAUGGAGCUCGUCCAAAGUUCAUGAUGCCCGCGACUUUCAACGGCAUUUACAAUCGCACAAAUCCUUCUGCGCUUGACUUGUCACAGCGGUCGAGUUUAUCUGUUGAUGUCACGGCUCUUGACCUGAUGUCUUUCCUCAUUGCGUACACCAAAGCUCUGGAAGACGAUCUUCUGGAAGAGAUUUGGGCCGACUGCACAGCAUUCCUUCGCGAAGUGCUCGCGAAUCCCAUGCCACAUCGACAGAUAUUGCUUCAGCUGCUUCAAUUCGUUGCUGUGGUAUGUCAAAAGAUGGAGAAUACCAAUUUUGGCGAAGUUUCCAAGAUGCGCCGUGAACUGGCUGAUCUGUGUGCGAGGCUGUUCACUGCGAUUUUUACCAUUCGACCUACUGGUCUUGAUCCGUCAUUGCAAGGAGCACCGGAUUCGACCUCGGGCCGGAAAGGUAUCCUUCAAUCUGGCAAUGCCAUUCACAUCCUUUGCGAAUGCUUGCCAGUCAUCGGCAGCACUUUGGGAGAUCAGGACAAGUUGAACAACACAUUGACAGGAGUGGCGGUACAUAUCACCGGACCUGCACUAAGGUCGAAGCUGUUCCCCCAAUCUGUCAACAUCGAUAUUCUUCGGCUGAUACUCUUAAUGGCUAAGUCUCAACCGACUAGUAAAAUCUGGAAGAAGGAUGUGCUCGACCUUUUCAAUGACGCCAAGUUCUUUCAGUCUCCUGCGUCCCUAGCCGACGGAGGAUGGUUCCCACUACUGCGGCAAGCCUGGCUAGUGGACAAAGGCUUGAUGACUGACCUUGUAUCCAAAUUGACCGCUCCUACCACUGCUGGGCUGGUGUUUGGAGUGGGCGCGGCUGCUGCGCGUACAGAGGCUGACAAGCGAACCCAGCUGAUACUGAGACGCAUUGCUGUUCUCUUGCUUGCGGGCGAGAUAGAUGCCUUUGUGUCUGAGAUAGGCCAGAUUGUACUACGAUUGGAGGAACUUCUGACAGCCACGCCAUCGUCAUCGCCUUCAUCAGCUACACGCGGAGACAUCUACCUUGUUCUCCGGGCCAUGGUGCUGUCGUUCUCCCAGAUGCAUCUUGUUUCCACCUGGCCCAUUGUCGACGUGGAGCUGCGUGAUCUGUUCACCAACGUUCAAAGCGGAGAAGAAUCUACGUUUACGGGUUACUCGCAAGUACAAGGGGCGAAGCUACUCGAUCUGCUCUUGCUCCUGAAACUCGAGGAAUUCCAGCCACACGAAUGGGUAUUUGUGACAGACACAAUUGAUGCCAUACAUCCGCCGCAAGAUUUCAAGUCUGUUGCAAUAGCUGAUUCGUUGAUCCCACAAGGGGGCAAGGACAUUGAACUUCCAUCAGUCGCGGAGGAUGAGGCGAGAAGGCCGUGGCUGGGUACCGAGCUGAGCCGAACACAAGAAGAUCCUACGUCUUUGCUACGGCCAUUUUUUAAACAACUGAGCAUUCAUGCAUUUGAAGACACCUACAGCCUCGAGGCUAUCGACCUUGACGCAUGUAGGGCCGAUCUUGUGGCGGAUCUGUUUACGGACUGA